ACUGCCUUGCUGCUGUGGCUUCUGGUUCAGCGUCUCAGUGCACUUACUUUAGGACAUGCCUCCAAAUGCAUCCUACGAAAUGACUUUGAGCCAGGCUUGGCGGCUGGUGGAGAAUUUAUAAUAGGUGGUAUUUUUCCUUUGCACUAUAAUCAGGAGAUGCCAGACCUCAAUUGUACUUACAAACCAGGGCCGGUCAAAUGUAACGGGUUUGAUCCGAGAGCUUUCCGCUGGGCCAUUACAAUGCAGCUUGCAAUAGAGGAAAUAAACAGAAGAAAUGAUCUCUUACCUAACCACACGAUCGGUUACAAAACAUUUGACUCUUGUGCAUAUCCUCUGACUGGCCAGAGAUCAGCAGUAGCUGUUUUAAAUGGGCCAAAUGAGGAAGAAAGCCCCAUGUGUUCAGGUGCCAGUCCACUGCUUGCUAUUAUAGGAGAAUCCGGAUCAGCUCAGUCUAUUGUACUUUCUAGAAUGUUAAAGUCAUUCAGAAUUCCAAUGAUCAGUUAUUUUUCAUCCUGCGCCUGUCUGAGUGAUCGGAGAGAGUUCCCUACAUUCUUUAGGGUCAUCCCUAGUGAUGACUAUCAAGUGAAGGCCAUUGCAAAACUCCUGCGGCAUUUUCAAUGGACCUGGGUCGGAGUGGUACGAGGAGAUCACGAGUACGGUCGCUUUGCCCUUCAAGGUUUACUGAAGGAGCUGGAGGGCACGGACGUAUGUGUAGCAUAUCAGGAAAUGAUCCCUCUGCUAUAUGACCGCCGGAGGGCGCUAGAAAUCAUCCGUGUCAUGAGCACCUCCACUGCUCGGGUGGUGGUAGUGUUCUCUGCUGAAGGGGAGCUCACCCCCUUCCUGACAGAUUACAUGGAGCAGAACGUCACUGGUAUACAGUGGAUUGCUAGUGAGGCAUGGGUGACAUCCUCAGUAUUCACAGGGAGUGAGUAUUAUCCUUUCCUGGGUGGGACCAUUGGAUUUGGAAUCCGACAGGGUCAGAUCCCAGGGUUAAGGGAGUAUCUCAUGACGGUGAACCCAGAGAGAUAUCCCUCUAACACUUUGGUUCAGGAGCUCUGGGGGGCUUUAUAUGGCUGUUCCCCGUCUUCAUCCUCCAGCGUGAACAGUCAUCUGCCCCCCUGCACCGGGCAGGAGACUCUUAGGGAGCAGCACUCUGCCUAUAUGAACACUUCCAGCCUUCGUAUUUCCUAUAAUGUUUAUAAAGGAGUGUAUGCCAUUGCUCAUUCUCUGCAUAAUCUCAUUCAAUGUAGUCCUGGGAAAGGGCCUUUUAAUAACUCCACAUGUGCAAACAUAGAUAAUGUCUACCCGUGGCAGUUACAGCACUAUCUCCAAGAGGUGUCAUUCGCUAUUUCAGGAGAGACAGUGAAGUUUGACAUGAAAGGUGACUCAAUUCCAUCGUAUGACCUCAUAAACUGGCAGAGGGGCUCGGCUGGAAAUAUUGAGUUUGUUAAUGUGGGCAUGUUCGAUGGUGCACAAGAAUCAGGCCAAGAGCUGGUCAUCCAGGAGGGGGAAAUCAUGUGGCCUGGCCAUCAGACUGAGGUGCUGGUAUCUGUGUGCAGCAACAGCUGCACUCGAGGAUUCAGGAAGGCGGUCCGUCCUGGGGAGACUCUAUGCUGCUUUGACUGUGUACCCUGUGACAGUGGCAAAAUCAGUAAUCAGACAGAUUCAAUAGACUGUAUGUCCUGUACUGAAGAUUACUGGUCUAAUGCUGAUGGAACUGUAUGCAUUCCUAAAGUGGUUGAAUUCCUGACCCACGAUGCAAUGGGGAUGACCCUAACAGUGAUAGCUGUAAUCGGAGCCUGUCUCACUUUAGCGGUGUUUGCUGUAUUUCUGUAUUACAGAAACACGCCUAUAGUACGCAUCAAUAACUCAGAGCUCAGUUUCUUCAUCCUGCUAUCUUUGACUCUGUGUUUUCUGUGUUCUUUGGUGUUCAUUGGAGAACCCACAUCCUGGUCCUGCAUGCUCAGACACACUGCUUUCAGCAUCACCUUCUCUCUCUGCAUCUCCUGCAUCCUGGGAAAGACUUUAGUGGUAUUAGCAGCGUUUACAGCUACUCGACCUGGAAACAAUAUCAUGAAAUGGUUGGGUCCCACACAGCAGAGAAUCAUCAUCUUUAGCUGCACUUUAGUUCAAGUGUUGAUAUGUACUACCUGGCUUAUAGUGUCCCCACCGUUCCCCUAUAGAAACACUAAAUAUCAACAGUCUAAGAUCAUUCUGGAUUGCAGUGUUGGCUCUGAUCUGGCCUUCUGGUGUGUGCUGGGAUAUAUCGGCCUCCUGGCCUGUGUUUGCUUUUUUCUGGCUUUUUUGGCUCGAAAGUUGCCGGGCAAUUUUAAUGAGGCCAAGUACAUCACUUUCAGCAUGCUUAUUUUUUGUGCUGUUUGGUUGGCUUUUGUACCUGCAUAUGUCAGUUCACCUGGAAAAUUCACAACAGCUGUAGAGAUUUUCGCUAUUUUAGCCUCUAGUUUUGGUCUGCUGCUCUGUCUUUUCACCCCAAAGGUUUAUAUAAUUUUAGUUAAGCCAGAGAAAAACACCAAACAACAUCUCAUGGGAAAAGACAAAUAA
Triplophysa dalaica is the source of this 2562-nucleotide messenger RNA. Its product is annotated as extracellular calcium-sensing receptor. The transcript has 6 exons. Gene Ontology annotation, molecular function: G protein-coupled receptor activity. The record is from RefSeq and is a predicted model, not a curated record. Gene Ontology annotation, biological process: G protein-coupled receptor signaling pathway. Gene Ontology annotation, cellular component: membrane. NCBI's taxonomy places the organism in Eukaryota, Metazoa, Chordata, Actinopteri, Cypriniformes, Nemacheilidae. Bases 157 to 2562 code for a protein of 801 amino acids.